UUUUUAUUUUCUUCUUUUUCAUUCUAUAAUAUUCGCGCAUUGAAAUAAAUAUUUAUUAUUACUAUUAUGUGAUGUCUGGGUAAUGGCGAAACAUUAUUUAUGGCAAUUAGCAAUUACGCUGCGUUAUAUGAACCGACUAUAUAAAAAACAAAAUAAAAUAAAAUACUAUUCCACAAUUUCACUUAAACCGUUACCCUUGGUUAAACCGUUAAAUUUUGGUCUUUCUUCUACACAGGUUUUACGAAUAGAUUAAUUCCUAAUUUUAUAACGAUCGUACAUAUUCUGUCGGUUUAUUAUGACGAAAGAUCGAAAAUUGUGUAGUCCAAGAAACGUGCGCCGAUAUUACGCUGCGCCCGAUCAUGUACACAGAAAGUCAGCUGUCUUGGCGCGACACAACGAAGAGCAUUUUCCCCAGCAGGACAUUGAGGAGUCGACGGUAUUUGAUUUGGUGUACGCAUAUUUGAGUAAAUGCGCUGACAAGAACAUGAAAUGGAGGCAGCGAAACUGCGCGUGUAACAAAUUCAAUAAACAACACGCGAGGAAGAAAGACGUUCAUGGACGUGACGUAGCGACAAUUCGUACAAAUCUCGACAAAGGAAUUUUCGAUAACAGUAGCAAGUGGUCUCGAUUACGCGCGGAUAAAAAUAUACUUGCUAAGAGAGUGUCUUCAAAUUCGUCGAGAGAAUGUAUUGCCGAUUAUACGAGAGCUGUCCGUUAUGGGCGAAGACGCGCGAAAUUCUAUGCGCGGGAAUUGCGAAAAGCGCUUUUGUAUGGUUUACAAUCCGGAUUGUUAAUCCCGAUUGAUCGACGAAAGAAUGAGUUACGCGUUUCCCGAAAGUUGGGAAUGUUUUUGUCGAAAAAUACAAGAGAGGCCAAUGAAGAUUCAUUAAAUAUCGCGACUAGCGACACUGACUAUUCUAUUUAGAAUUGACAAACUUGAUCACAAAUUCAAUCGUCAAAAGAAUAAUGUAACAAUGGUUUGCAAUUUUUACACUGAUAUUUCUUAUAAUUUUAUAAUUAAAUUAUUUAAAUAAAAAUAAUUAAA
Messenger RNA from Monomorium pharaonis (pharaoh ant), 1045 nucleotides. RefSeq lists its product as uncharacterized. NCBI's taxonomy places the organism in Eukaryota, Metazoa, Arthropoda, Insecta, Hymenoptera, Formicidae. Bases 296 to 925 code for a protein of 209 amino acids. The transcript has 3 exons. The record is from RefSeq and is a predicted model, not a curated record.